Messenger RNA from Myxocyprinus asiaticus (Chinese sucker), 1622 nucleotides. Its product is annotated as coronin-6-like. Lineage: Eukaryota; Metazoa; Chordata; Actinopteri; Cypriniformes; Catostomidae. The record is from RefSeq and is a predicted model, not a curated record. Gene Ontology annotation, molecular function: actin filament binding. Bases 189 to 1598 code for a protein of 469 amino acids. Gene Ontology annotation, biological process: actin filament organization; cell migration. The transcript is spliced from 11 exons.
AGCGACUCGUGAGGUAGAAGAAUUCGCGUAUUAGUUCUGCGAGCCGUACCAAGUUUCUGACCUGGAAUAACGGAGACCGCCAACGAAUACUUGUAAAAGCGGAGUGGUCGAGAGAGGACCGGUUAACCGACUCGGGAAAGAGGACAUUCAAAGAUCGAAUCAGUGUUUAUUCCCCAAAAUACAGAGCAAUGAGUCGCAGCAUUGUGCGCCAGAGUAAGUUCAGGCAUGUUUUUGGGCAGGCGGCAAAGGCAGAGCAGAGUUAUGACGAUAUACGGGUUUCCAAGGUGACGUGGGACAGCUCCUUCUGUGCAGUUAACCCAAAGUUUUUGGCAGUUAUAGUGGAGUCCAGCGGAGGCGGAGCCUUCUUGGUUAUGCCUCUUUCAAAGAUGGGUCGUGUGGACAAAAACUACCCCCUAGUGGUUGGACACUCGGGGCCUGUUUUGGACAUUGAUUGGUGUCCUCACAAUGACAACAUCCUGGCCAGCUGCUCUGAGGACACCACUGCCAUGGUAUGGCAGAUCCCUGACCACACCCCCUCUCGUCCCAUCAGUGAGCCCAUUGUAGUGUUGGAGGGCCACUCUAAACGGGUGGGCAUUGUAAAAUGGCACCCGACUGCCCGCAACAUACUCCUCACUGCAGGCAGUGAUAAUCUGAUCAUCAUCUGGAACGUGGGCACUGGAGAACCCCUGAUCACUAUGGAUGACCAUCCUGACCUCAUCUACAACAUCAGCUGGAACUACAACGGCAGCUUAUUCUGCACCACCUGCAAGGACCGGCGCCUCAGAGUGUGUGAUCCCCGCAAAGGCGAGGUGGUGGCGGAGAGACUCGCCCCACAUGAGGGUAUCCGGCCGAUGAGAGCUAUCUUUACCAGAGAGGGCAACAUUUUCACUACAGGUUUCACCAGGAUGAGCCAGAGAGAACUUGGUCUGUGGGAUCCGACAAAUUUUGAAGAGCCCAUUGCAUUACUGGAAUUGGACACAAGUAAUGGAGUUUUAUUGCCUUUUUAUGAUCCCGACACCAACAUUGUGUAUCUGAGUGGCAAGGGCGACAGCAGUAUUCGCUAUUUUGAGAUCACAGAGGAGCCUCCAUAUGUGCAUUACAUCAGCACAUUCAGUAGCAAGGAGCCACAGAGAGGAAUGGGCUUCAUGCCAAAGAGAGGAGUGGAUGUCAGCAAGUGUGAAAUUGCCAGAUUAUAUAAACUCCAUGAGAGAAAGUGUGAGCCUAUCAUGAUGACAGUACCCAGAAAGUCGGACCUGUUCCAGGAUGACCUGUACCCAGAUACAGCAGGUCCAGAGCCAGCACUGGAACCUGAAGAAUGGUUAGAAGGACGAGAUGCAGACCCCAUACUAGUGUCUUUGAGAGAUGGCUAUGUUCCUCCAAAGAGCAGAGAGCUUAAGGUGGCCAAGAAGAACGUUCUGGACACCAGGCCCACAACACGUAGAAGCAUGUCUGCAGUAGAUGGAAGCAGUUUGCCACCUCAGUUGUUGGAGAAGCUUGUUGAGGAGAUCCAAAGUCUGAAGGCCACAGUUCUUUCUCAGGAGAAGCGAAUAUGUGACUUAGAGAAUAAGCUCUCCAAGUACACUAAUGGCACAGUCUGACCGCAUCAAUAAAGCUAACUCAGC